This is a messenger RNA of Otolemur garnettii (small-eared galago), 4134 nucleotides long. RefSeq lists its product as uncharacterized. The transcript has 30 exons. Bases 1 to 4134 code for a protein of 1377 amino acids. NCBI's taxonomy places the organism in Eukaryota, Metazoa, Chordata, Mammalia, Primates, Galagidae. The record is from RefSeq and is a predicted model, not a curated record. Gene Ontology annotation, biological process: regulation of mitotic cytokinesis; intracellular signal transduction. Gene Ontology annotation, molecular function: microtubule binding.
AUGGUAUAUCAUUUGAACCUGGCUGCGAAUGAACAGAAGGAGAAAAUUACAGAAAAAAAUAUUCUUUCAAUGACGGCAAAGGAAAACCAUAAGGCACAAGAAGAAGUGAGCAGGCUGAUUGAUGAAUUACAGACAGCUAUCAAAACCAACAGAGGUCAUCUCUCUAAACUUGGCCCCCAAUUACAGGCUGAGCAGGAGCAAUUCUCCUCUUAUGUCUACCAACACAUUAAAAGGCUUCCAGCAAACACUCUGAUCCCAGGAGACCUACAGCUCAAGGUAUUUGAAAAUGGUAAAAACAGUGGAGAGAUCUCUGUUUGUAUCAGUAAAAAGGAUUUGAAGUCUAAUAGCCCAGCUCAAACUGGCGAUAUGAUGGAAAGAUUACUUUUCCAGAUUCAUCAAAGGCUUCAAGGUUCUUCCAUCAAUCCACCAGGCCUCAGUAUUUCUUCAAUCCGGCUUUUUGAUGAGCAUGGUCAAGAAAUUAAGAAUCCACUUUUGCUGAAGAGUGAGCAAAAAAUUUGGGUCUCUUAUGGUAAAGCAUACAGAUCUCCUCUCAAUCCUGUUUUGUGUUUGACCUUUGACCAAGUGACUGCAUUUGCCAGAGGUGGCAUCAUAGUUGCAUAUAAGACCUUUUUGGAUGCUAAUACUGUUCUGCUACGUGGAUGUGACAAUUGGGAAGUUUGUGAGGGAUUUCCAACUAAUUUUAACUGCACCAAUCAGCAGAUACCCGAGCAGUUUGAAAAGGUGAACUUGGAGAAUCAUUUCCUACAAAACAAGGUGGAUCCCAAUAUUGUCCUUCAUGCCUCUGUUUCCAUUGGAAAGCGGAAUUUCUCAAAUAGUGGAACAAGCAGUGGGAGUCAGAUAGCGCUUUUGACCCCAUGGCCUGCAACCAGCGUGUGGUUGAUCACAAAGACUGGAGUGAUCCUGAGCCGAGCGAUAACUCAGGGCUGCCUAGCUAUUGGUCAUCCAAUCAGAGUCAAGGCUGCUGAGGGAACAUCACUAGAAGGAUAUAAAUUAAUCCUACAGAAAAGACAUAAAGGAGAUGAAUCCCAGAAGUGGGUGUUUGGAACUGAUGGCUGCAUUUAUUCUAAGGCUUAUCCUCAGUUUGUUCUGACUUACCUAGAGGAGCUAAAUGCACAAGUGGAUGUGACCCAGACAGAGUAUCACAUUCACCACGGCGCCUGGACCACUGAUCAUCAGGAAUGUGGCAGAAACUUAGCAGAAGAGGUUCUGCAAAAGAGUGCCAGCAACUCUGUUUUGAAGCAACUGCCAGAGCCCUCAGACACCCAUUUAAUGCCAGAAGGUUCUCUUGAGGAGGCAGGACAGCUGACAGUGGCACUAGUGAGGAAACUGGAAGAGAAACAUCCUAAGGCUUCUUCUCAGAGGUGGGCCAUAAAACAUGAAGGAACCAGUAAGCCAGACCAGUGGAAACAUUCCAGAGUUGAAAAUCCUCUAUGGAACAAGCUUACCUACAUGUGGCCAGUCCUUCCCAGUGGCCAACUAAAUGAGGAGUUUGAUUGGCCAAUUGAAGGACUGCUUGUUCCAAACAGUCCCCCCAUGAAAAAACCCAUCUGUAAGACACCAGAGCAAUAUGUCCCUGUGAGACUCAGAGUUCUGCGGAAUGGAGACAAGAAUAAAAACAGAUCCCUUACUGUACUCAGUCCAGACAUUUCACCAGGAUGGAAGUCACAAUGCACUGAAAUUUUAAAUUUACCUUCUGCAGCUCGGAGAUUGUUCAAUGAAAAGGGGAAGGAAAUAUUUACCCUAAAACGCCUGCAAAGAGAUGAACUGGUGUAUGUUUCUUGCGGAGAACAUUGGAUCAAUCCUGACCUGUCCACUGCCCAGCAAAAGAAACACGUCUUCCUGAGGAACCUUGCAUCAGAUAUUUCCAAAAUUCGAACCUUCUGCAGCACACAUAAGAUAGAAGCUCUUGUUUUAGAAGUCCGGAGUGACAUUGUGUCUGGAGGCAAGCUUACUGUGCAGAAACCUAUGGCAAUUUUUGGAGAAGAGAAACAAGUUAUAGAAGAAGAAGAAAAGCAAAUGCCAAAAGAUGCUUUAAUAACAGAAAAUGCUUCCAGCGAAAUUCUAGAUUCACAUGCAAGAGCCCAUCUCCGAAUGAAGGCUUGUCACACACAUCUCAGGUAUGCGUGGCAGGAACCUUUGCAUGACUUUGAUGAGGAUGACAGUCUUCCAAAUAAAAUGGAAAGAGAGCUCUUUGAAAAUGUGCAACCACAGAAGAAACGCAGCCAUUCACCAACGCAUGGUAAAUUGCAGAAGCUUUGCCGUCAGCAGUUUGAAUACAAAGACGGACAAAUUAUAAGCUGCGCUUUUCCUCAGCUGGUCUUAGGGAUACAAGGUCCCAGCCUCCGGACAGGCAUGGAAGUGGUUUUAGUGGAGAAGAAAUCUGAUGGUAGUCAUCAACUCUGGGUACAUAAGAAAGACAGCAGGACCUUUCACCUGGUGAGUAACCCUGAUCUUGUGCUGGCAGUGUCUAUGACCAAGGCUAGAAAUGAAGACUGUGGCUAUCCAGUUAUUAUUCAGAAAUAUAACCCAUGUAACAAUGGGACUGCCAACCAAAAAUGGCAUUACAUGGAAAACAUGAAAGCAUUUGUGGCCUUUCAUAGCACUGCCUUGAAUAGGGAAGUUACCUCAGCAAAUUAUGCUGGUGUUUGUACAUCAUCUGUGAUUAAAGAAGAGAACAUUGACCAACCAGGAUACUAUUAUCUCUCACCUAGUGGGAAGAGAAAAAUGACGCUCUGCUUGGCUUGUGGACGAGCCAGAAGAGCAGAGAAGGGGCUAAAACCAUUGCCUCCGGGGGUUCCAUUCUUUUGUGCUUCCAGCUCCAAGGCUCAGAAGCCCUUCUCACGAGGGCCAUUCAAGGUCAUCAGUGUGGCUGAGGCUGACUUAUCAUCUGAUGCGGCUGAGAAAACUCUAAGUUAUUAUGAAGCACGUCUAUCAUCUUUACGGAUGGAGACCUGCGUGCAAGCUGCGUCUCACAGGGGCACGGCAGCCAUACACCAGAAGGCAGUGAAAAUAAUUGCAUACAAAAACGGGGAUGGAUAUCAUAAUGGGAAGCUAAUUGUGGCUGGAACAUUCCCCCUGCUUCUUACAGAAUGCACAGAAAAACUGGAGCUUGCCCGAGCAGCCUCUAAAGUGUAUACCAAAGAUGGAACUGCAAUUUUUACCUUGCGUGAUUUGGUUUUAUGGGCUCUAGAUGAAUUCUUUAUCCAGAGAGACUCUGAGGAACUAAAGAAAGACUCGGAUCCUGUUGGCACAGAAGAAUUAACUACUCAAAAAAACCUGAGCAUGGAAGUGAAAAACAAAUUAUUUCCAAAGCCUGCGACAUCCGAUAGUUUGGAUGGUAUUGAUGAGUCUGUGCUCGCCCUCAUCCUCAGAAAUCCUAUUGCCGUCUGGGUAUCUUGUGGUGAACCAUUUCUACCUCCAAAGGCUUUGCAGGAAGCAGAAAAACUAGAGAGACAAAACUGGCUGAAGAAGGACAAAAUUUUGGCUGAUCUGGAGACCAUGAAACACAAAAUGAGACAAUUAAAAGGGAGGCGAGUAGCAGCAUGUCAGCCGGCCACCAUGGUCCCCACCAAGAGCCCUGUACAGCCGGUGGUGGUUGAAGGAGGCUGGACCAAGCAGACUCAAGAGGAAAUUAAACUCAUGGAACUUAUAAGUCAUACAGAGGCACACCUUUCUGAAGUUCAAGAACGGCAAUCCAAAAGGAAUUCUCCAGUGGCGUCUGCAGUCAAGCAGAGUAGGCUGUAUCAGCAACCCGACACAAAACGAGUGUGGAUUUACCUAAAUGGUGGCCGACCCAAAGACGGCACUUAUGCCUGGGGCAGAACUAUUGCAGAGCUGCUGGAUAACUGCUCCUCUCGUCUCAAAAUGGCCCACCCAGCCAGAGCACUGUACACCCCAGAUGGAGAGCCCAUUCAGUCAUGGGAUGACAUAGAGCGAGACAUGGUCGUCUGUGCAUCCAUGCGGCAUGGCUUUACAACCCAAAAAGAGUUAAAGUACCUGCUGCAGGUCAGAGCAAAUUAUGCCAGAAUCCGAAGGCAGCAGGGCCCUCAAGCCACUGACAUUGUGGUGUCGCCAUCCACAAAACUGCUAUCUCUGGUACGUCUCCACAAUUAA